GCGGCAGACAGGGCGGGAGCAGGGGAUCAGUCAGGGCGCGGCCUGUGACUCGCCUGCCAAAAAGAUGCCCCCCUCACCGUGCAUUCGGUGCAGGGGAAGCCAGGGGGUGCAUGCCCUGGGGUCUCCUGUAGGUCGUUGUGUCCUGGCGAGAUGGGGGCAUCAUUGGAGCAUGGAUCCUUAGGAAGGGGGUAGGAGUUGGGCAGCAGCAGGAGGAGCACCAAUGCUUUCAGUGACCUGAGGAAGUCUGGAAAGUACUGACAGUGUUCCUGCUUCAGGUUUGCUUUACAGGAUUAGAAGCUCAAAGAUUGAGUGAAAGUGAGCUCAGGUGUGCCAAUGCCUCUUCUGAGCCCAGAGCUACAGGUUAGUUUCUCACUGCCUGAGGACAGAUGAAGAGAAAAUGGGAAGAAAAACUGAAGAAGAUUGAAGAACUAGAAUCUCAAUAUAAAAGAAACCCACUUUGCUCAGCUUAUAGGCCAAAGCUGUCCAAACCAUGGCAACCAUCCUCUGUUUGGAAAAUAUUUCCCCGACAAGCUCAAGCUUUUGACUAUGUAAAAACCUGCAAAGAGGAAGUGCAUGUAUUUGCAUUGGAAAAGAACACUGAAGACGGACAAAGGUUUUACCUUGUGACAACAUAUAUUGAGCUUUGGUUCUAUUAUAAAGGUCAGAAAUCAAGUCUGUUUCAUUGUUAUGAAGUAAUUUGUGAGAAAGCUGUUUGCAAACUUUAUUUUGAUUUGGAGUUCUAUAAACCAGUGAAUCCAGGUGCUGAUGGCAAAAUGAUGGUUGCACAGUUAAUUGAGCUUUUUUGUAAAAAUCUUGAAGAACGUUAUGGAGUUAAAUGUUCUGCUAAUGAUGUCUUGAACUUAGAUUCCAGCACUGAUGAAAAAUUCAGCCAUCAUUUAAUAUUUUUACUCCAUAAGACAGCAUUUAAGGAUAAUAUACAUGUUGGUAAUUUUGUGAGAAGAGUUUUGCAGCCUGCUCUUCGGUUAACUAAGACUAAAGCUGCUGCUGUGAUUCCAGAAGAGGAGAUAGGUCAUGUUUUCCAGUCUUCCAAAGCUACAGCUGAAUUAAAUGGUUCUCCUGUUAAUGCUGUAGCAGUAACGAAUGCUUCUGGGAGUUGGCAGUCUUGCAUGCGCAAAACGCUGGACACUGAGACUUCACAACAGAAGGAAAAAUCAGAAUUUUCCUUUCUGGUAGUAAAUGAUAAAGACGGAGGCAGCCAACUUUUUGUGGAUAUGGGAGUUUAUACAAAGAAUAGAAACUUUCGGCUGUAUAAAUCAUCAAAAUCAGGAAGACGCGUGAUUUUGGAAAUAGCAGAGGAUAACAAGUUUGUGCCUAAACUCAAAGAGAAUAUUUCUAUUGAAGAGCAGUAUUUCCUUUCCUCUUUGGUCUGCAACAUUAGGUCCUCAGACAUUGAAAAAAUUCUAACCUGUGACAACCCAGAUGGGAAGAGAGGCACGUCUAUGCACUUAAAUAGUAAUAUUUCUAGGUGCCCUUCAGUUUUAACAGAUCCCAUAGAAGGAUAUCAUUAUUCUCCCUAUCCUGAGGUUGACCGCUUUGUCCUUUCUUUAGUUAAUAAAGAUGGUGUUCAAGGAGGGAUACGACACUGGAAUUAUUUUUCCCUGGAAGAACUUCUUGUUUAUGACAUUUCCAGAUAUCGCUGGUGUGAAAACAUUGGAAGAGCUCACAAAAGCAACAACAUAAUGAUCCUGAUAGAUCUAAAAAGGGAAGUUUGGUAUCAAAAAUGUCAUGACCCUGUUUGCAGAGCGGAAAACUUCAAGUCAAAACGGUCUCCAUUACCACCUGAGAUAUGCCUCCCAUUUCUCUUCAAAGAGGAAGAAGAAUAUGUAUUUAUGGAUGAAAGUGGUAACAAAAAAGAAAAAGUGGAACUAUCUUCAAACCCUCCAGACUUCUCAGAGAGCAUACCACUAAGAAUAUUUCAAGACAACAGGAAGUCUUUUGGCAAACUGUGCUCAAAUACAGAAUGGGACAAUGCAAGUGAUGAUGCCUGUUUUCUGGAAGCUACUGAGGACAUCGAACUAGCUGAAGCUGCAGAUAAUGGUUUGACCACAUGCAACUACAACCUGGAAGAAAUACCUGAUGAACUCCUACUGGAGGCUGAGAAAACUGAAAACAUGCUAACCAGUAGCAACAAGCUUGGCUUAUCUACUAAGACAUCACAGUUGACCACAACUAUGUUCUAAUGCCAUAAGUCCUAUUUACAGUAACUACUUUUCUGCCUCUAAAAGUGUAUACUUAAACUUAUCAGCUGUACUUUCACAUAAGCAAUUUAGAUAAACAUUCAAGAACCAAGUGCAAGUGUGGCUUAAUAGGGAUGUAGCCUUCUUCCAUUGCUGCUUUUAUAUCUCACUUGGGUUGAGUGGCAGACCAAUCACACGGAGAUUCUGGGCCUACAUAUCAAGCAGGUAAUUUCAUUCCCUCAACAUAGCGUGGCACAGCACAAACUCAUCCCCCCUGCAGUUGUCAAAUACAAAGACCAAGACCAUAGCUGUGAAAACAAGACUACCAUCUUACUUCCCAAGAAGAGGGUGUCAUUGGACAGAGAAAGCACAGUGGAAUAUCCAUGCAGGCUUAUUUGUUCCCAGGAUAGGUUUAAGAUGGGGCAUGAAUUUAAAAUAAAACACAAAGUGGCAAGUAUAACAUCUAUAAAAGAAAAAAAAAAACACCAAAGAAAACUGGUGCAAGUAACAGUCUUACUGGGAUCUAGAGUGAGGUGACAUGUUAUAACGAAUGUUUAAAAGUUCUGGGGUUUAUUGUGUUUAUUCCCUUCAAGGAACAGGAAGAAUCACUAAUCAAAAGCUUAUCUAAAGCAAUGAAGAAUACCUUUCUCAGAUGACAAAAGCAAUUCUAUUAGAUUUAAGCAAUCAAACAAAAGGACACGUGCAAUGUUUUAAACUAUUUUUAUUCAUCAACAGGUGGUGGUGACAGAACUGUAUCAGAUCACUUGUGCCCUUUGCCAUCCAUCUCUUAGGAGGCAAUCUUGUCUACUUUACCUGGAAAUGGUCCUCAGCAAGUUUUAUUAUCAAGUCAACCUGUGUAUAUAAUGUCCAUUGAUAACCCUUUAGACCAAGGGUAGGCAAUUAUUUGGGCUGAAGUGGAAUUUAAGGAGUCUUGGUGAGUUGUUGUGGGCUGGGGAGGGAGGGAGGGAAAAGGAGUGCAACUGAUCUUAUCUGGCCCUGGGCCUAUGUACCCCACACCCACCAGAUGGAGCAGGUGCGGUCUCCAUAGAGACUGGCCUGGAACCCCCACAGGCAGGGGCCACUCAGCCUCACAGACAGGAUGGGGCCACGGACAGGUGGAGGUCAGUGUCCAGGAGCGGGGCAGAGCCAUGAUCUGCUUCCCUGCAUGUGCCUGUGACAGGCACCGGAUCCACAGGAAGGGACGUACAAGGAGCAGAUCACAGCUCUGCCCUGGGCCCUGGCCCUGUGCUGUCACUGCCCCACAGCCUUGGCCUCACCCACCUGUCCCACUCCUGGAUGCUGCUACCCACCUGCCUGUGGCCCCAUCCCAUCUGCCCAGGCUGGUCAUAAUAAAGUAUCCACCCUCUCUGUCCAGCACCCUGGUAAUGGCAGACAAGCAGCAGGGCUAGAUCUGGCAGCAGCUUGCCACUACACCCCCCCCACCACACGCCUGGGGGCAGUGAGACCAGCCACACAUGCCACAGCUUGGGCUGCUCCCUAUGGCUAGGCAGGGCCCAUGGACCUCCUGUGGGCCAGAUACAGCCCCUGGAAUGUAUUUUGCCCACCUCUGACUUACUCUUCAAGGAGUUACAGUACUAAUUUACUGGAAAGCAAGUUUCAUUCAUUGACUCAUCCUGAGAAAUUUGUGAUAAGGUUCAGUGUAGCUUAACUAUGUCAAAAUGCCUUGCUGGACCUGGUCCUGGCCAUGGGGGGUGACCUGGUGAGGGGGCUGCAGGUCCUUGACCACCUGGGCAACAGUGAUCAUCACCUGCUGGAUUUCAUUAUCCAACGC
Messenger RNA from Alligator sinensis (Chinese alligator), 3990 nucleotides. RefSeq names its product primase and DNA directed polymerase (gene PRIMPOL). The transcript is spliced from 14 exons. Gene Ontology annotation, molecular function: chromatin binding; DNA-directed DNA polymerase activity. Lineage: Eukaryota; Metazoa; Chordata; Crocodylia; Alligatoridae. Gene Ontology annotation, biological process: mitochondrial DNA replication; replication fork processing; error-prone translesion synthesis. Gene Ontology annotation, cellular component: nucleus; mitochondrial matrix. The record is from RefSeq and is a predicted model, not a curated record. The coding region runs from base 387 to 2201 and encodes 604 amino acids.